Messenger RNA from Gymnogyps californianus (California condor), 2188 nucleotides. RefSeq lists its product as uncharacterized. The transcript has 18 exons. Lineage: Eukaryota; Metazoa; Chordata; Aves; Accipitriformes; Cathartidae. Gene Ontology annotation, molecular function: zinc ion binding; single-stranded RNA binding; double-stranded RNA binding. The coding region runs from base 154 to 1605 and encodes 483 amino acids. Gene Ontology annotation, cellular component: precatalytic spliceosome. The record is from RefSeq and is a predicted model, not a curated record.
GCGGCGGUUCGUGCGGCGGAGAGUCACCCCGCAAGUGGGUCGGUGGGAAGGAGCCGGUGCGGCAGCGGGGAGCGUCGGUGGCCGCUGGUGCCGGCUCCUCCGGGUGCUGCCCGCUCCCAGGCUGGGAGUUUCCUUAUCAUCUAAAGAUCAAAUAUGGACCCUGAAGCUGAGAUAAAGAAGCAAGUAAACCCUUUCUACUGCAAUAUUUGCAAAAUCUGGUGUGCUUCUGCAUUAAACUUGCAGACUCACUUCCUUGGAUUCAAACACAAGACGGUUGAAGAAGCAUUGAAAGCUCAUGGCAUUGUUAAAACAGCAAGUGGCUCAGGGGAACAAGUGAAAACACCUGUAAAACUUCCUGAUUAUGUGCAAAAUGAGCCAGAGAGGUUUCAUGGACAGACCUUGGAAGAACAGCUUAAUACGUGUAAAGAUUCAGAACCUGCACUUGGACUUAAUUAUAUAAUUGAAUAUCGAUCAAAAGACAAUUUCCCUUUUCUCUAUGAAUGUCAACUGUGCCACUGUAAAACAGGACUGAGUAACAUGUUCAUGCAUGUUUGUGGUUCCAAGCAUAGACUGGCAUACCUGAAACAACAUUAUCCUGAGAUAGCAGAAUCUGAUGAAGUUAAGGGUAAAGGCUCCGAACUGAACAGAAAAGUUAGGCAAGUUGCAUUAACGAUUGAGAAGAAAGAAGGAAGAAAACAAAUAAAGGUUGUUACAGAUGCUCCGAUAAUGAGGAGGAGAUGGCAAGAAUAUCCUAAUGCAGAUGACAGCCCUUCAAAAGCUAAAGUUCAGCAUGUGGAUAUGUCACUUAGUAAUGAAGAAAAAACAGAUUGUAAAACUAAGGAUGGAAGAAUGCCAGACCCUAUUCAAGAUGAAAAGAAUGUUCAAGAGGAGCAGGAAAAAAGUCAGAAAGAACAGGCAAAACCAGAUGAGAAGGUUGAACCUAAUAAGGCUAUUGAAAGCAGCGAAGGCAACAAGACUGAAGAAGGCAGCAAAGGCAACAACUCAGAAAAGUGUAAGACCAAUAAACAAUCGCAGGAAGAAAACGAGGAAGUUGAGCAGCAAGAAUUUACAGCAAAUCCUGAAGAAUUCACUAGUCAAGAAGAACUGUUGGGUUAUUUGCAAAAUUUUGAGAUACUGAAUGAAGAUGAUGCUUCAUUUAUCCUAAAAGUUACACAGACUCUUACAGAUGCACUGGUGGAAUAUCGUCAGCAGGCUGCAUCAAACAAAGACCUCUUAGAUACUGAAUAUAAUGGAGAAGCUGCAUUGGAAUAUUCCACAGAACAGUCUGACCUGACUUCAGCAGAUAUUAGUGACUCUGAUACUGACUAUUCAAGCAGCCGAUCAGCUAAGCAGUCCUUAUCAGUAAAUGAAGAUGAUGAACCCCAAAACUUUUCAACUGGCUCUUCGGAAACAGCAUAUGAGAACAACAUUGCUACUGAAUUUUUGAACAGUGUAAGAAAUAUGAAUAUUGAGGAAGUUACUGCUACUCUACACAAAAUAGCAGCAGCAAAUCCAGCUUUCAGAGGAAUUGAUAUUCCAAAUGUUAUACGGAUCCUGACUGAAAGUGGAACUCUGAGAAGACCAAGCAACGGCAGUGCACAGUGACAUGGUAGUCAAUAGAGUUAAUAUAGCAAUGUUUACUUUCUAUCUGGAUGGAAUUGAGAAUCCUCAUCCUGAUGGUUUCACGUCUUCAUAUCAUGGAAUGCAAGAUGUCAUAAAAAUAAGGUAACAAAGAAAGCAGCAACAGAAUUGGUUAGUUUUGUUCUAUGAACAGACACAGGAAUGAAAACAGUUCACUGAUAAUUAAAGAAAUUAAAACACAAAACCGCUGCUUUAAAGAAAUUGUGAAGAGUUUCUAGAAUGCCUCUAAAUAUGUUCUUGUCAGAAGCAGAGGUGGAACCAGAGCUCUUGCAGCUCAUUUAUGGUUCAAUAGGGACAAUGUUAAUGCCUGCUUAAUGAAGAUGAACUUGAUCAGUAAAAACAUCUUUUAGUUGAUACGAAAUUCUGAAUUCUGUUCCUGUAAUACAGAAAAUAAAAAUAAACAUCUUUUUUUGUUUGUUUUCAAAAUGCAGAAUAUUCUAUUAAUUAAUAAAAUCAGAAUGUUCAGCUGUUGUAAAUGGCCAUCUCUGGGACAGCUUCUUUUUCCUCUUACUGUGGAAUCAUUCCUAGUGGAAAUAAAAUUAAGUUG